AAUGACAAUUAUAUCCUUGAUAAUCAAUUUAAACAAAAAAAAAACUGCAACUUCUGAGCGGAAGGAGAGAGAGAGCUGGACGGAGGAAGCGGAUCGAUUGGUGGAAACGCUCGGCGGUGGAGGCGGGGAAUCCAGAGACGAGUGCGGCGGAGGUAAAAGAAGGAGAGAGGGGAGAAAACAAAAUAACAAAGAAACGUCAGAUGAGUUAUCAUCUAGGCUCUUCUCGUCGGGAUAGAAGUACAUGCCCCUCUCAAAUCCUUUCCUCUCAUCAAAACUAAACCCUAACCCCCCAUAUGGAUUAGUAAACCCAUGGACAAAGAAUUACGUCGUCGUCGAUUUCGGUUCCGGCGUGAGAGACGAUAGAGAUUACGUCGUCGUCGAUAGAGGUAUCAGGGGUAUCGCUCGUCGGAGAGGGUAAGAGCUGAGAGAGGAGUUCAGGGUGGCCGGACGACAUCGUCGUGGAGCUGUGCCAUGAGGAGGUGGAUCUCUUGGUGGAGACGCUCGGGGGAUCCGGAGACGAGUGCGGCAGUAGAGGCAGAUCGCUUGGCGGUGGAGACGGGGCACCCAGAGACGCUUGCGGCGGUGGAGGCGGAGAUCCGAAGAGCUAGGAGAAGAGCUCGGGGUGGGAGACGAUGUCGUGGCGUUGAGGGCUCGGUGUUGUGCUUCAGUGGCGUUGAUGAUGCUUACGCGACAGUAAGGGAUAUAGGGGUGGGUGUAGACGUCGUGGCGGAGCUGGGCGGAGGAGAAGAUGGCGGAGGAAAAGGAAGGAGAGAGGAAGAAAAGAAUGAUUGGUAGAUAAGGGUAUUAGUGUCAUACAAUUUUAAGAACAGUUUCUAAUAGUGUCAAAUGGUAGAUCACUAAUUAGCCAAUAUUGUAUGUGUAUACAAUGCAAAUACACUACAUUUUUCUUAAUCCUACU
Raphanus sativus (radish) is the source of this 919-nucleotide messenger RNA. RefSeq lists its product as uncharacterized. NCBI's taxonomy places the organism in Eukaryota, Viridiplantae, Streptophyta, Magnoliopsida, Brassicales, Brassicaceae. The record is from RefSeq and is a predicted model, not a curated record. The transcript is spliced from 2 exons. The coding region runs from base 472 to 795 and encodes 107 amino acids.